CUGCGGCCAUGCACCAGUCCGUGCGGCUGCGGGUCUUUGUCCGCCCGUCUUCGACGCGCUAUGGCCCUCGCCGCCGCCCGUCCCGCGCUGCCAGCGCUCCUGGCCCUGAUCGGAGCUCUGCUCCCAGGACUCGGAGGUGGCCAGACCUCAGUGCACCCCCCGGAAGCCAUCAUACCCCGAGGAGGCUCUGUGCGGGUCAACUGUAGUAGUUCUUGUGACCGCCCUGCCUUCGUGGGCCUGGAGACUGUGCUGACUAAGAAGGAAGUGGCCCAGGGGGACAACUGGAAGCUCUUCGAACUGAGUGGUGUGCAAGGAGAUACCAAACCAAUUUGCUUCUCACAAUGUCAAACACAGACGAUUGCUCAGAUGUCCCUCGUUGUGUACUGGCUCCCGGAGCGCAUCGAGUUGGCACCCUUACCCCCCUGGCAGCCCGUGGGCGAAAACCUCACCCUGCGCUGCCAGGUGACUGGCGGGGCACCCCGGGCCAACCUCUCGGUGGUGCUGCUCCGCGGGGAGGAGGAGCUGAGCCGUCAGCCGGCUGUCGGGGACCCCGCCAAGGCCACCGCCACGGUGCUGGCUGGCAGAGACGACCACCUCGCCAAUUUCUCGUGCCGCACGGAACUGGACCUGCGGUCCCAAGGGCUGCAACUGUUCCAGAACAGCUCGGCCCCCCGGCAGCUCCGAACCUUUGUCCUGCCCGAGACGCGCCCGAACCUUGCCACCCCCAGGGUUGUGGAAGUGGGCACAGAGUGGUCUAUGAACUGCACCAUGGAGGGGCUGUUCCCGGCUUCGGAGGCCCAAGUCCGCCUGGAGCUGACGGGCUGGAAUCUGCACCCCACGGUCAUGUACAACAACGACUCCCUCUUGGCCACGGCCAAGGAGAAGGUUAACACGGAAGAGGAGGGCACCCAGCAGCUGUUGUGCGUGGUGACGCUGGGACACCAGAGCCGGUCACGGCAGGAGACCGUGACCAUCUACAGCUUCCCGGCUCCCAACCUGAUCCUGAGUGAGCCAGAGGUCUCCGAAGGGACCCUGGUGACCGUGGAGUGUGAAACCCAGGCUGGGGCCAAGGUGGUGCUGAGCGGGGCCUCAGCACAGCUCCCAGGACCCAGGGCCCAGCUCCGACUAAAUGCCAGUGCUGAGGACGACCGGCGCCUCUUCUCCUGCUCUGCCGUCCUGGAGGCGGGCGGGCAGGUGCUGUACAAGAACCGGACCCGGGAGCUCCGUGUCCUGUAUGGUCCCCUCCUAGAUGAGAGGGAUUGUCUGGGAAACUGGACGUGGCAGGAGGGCUCCCAGCAGACCCUGACGUGUCGACCUCGGGGCAAUCCGGUUCCUGAGCUGAAAUGUCUCCGGAAGGAUGGUCGUUCGCUGCCCAUCGGGGACCUGCGACCGGUCAAGCGGGAGGUUGCGGGCACUUACCUGUGCCACGCCAGGAGCUCCCGUGGCGAGGUCACCCGUGAAGUGGUCGUGAACGUGCUCUACCACCGGAAUCACAUCCUCACCAUCAUUCUGGUGACAGUUGGCUCCGUGGCUGUGAUCACCUGCCUAGCUGCUUACAUCUAUAACCGCCAGCGAAAGAUCCGGGAAUACAAGUUACAGAAGGCCCAGGAGGCAGCCGCCAUGAAGCUGAACACGCCGGCCACGCCCCCCUGAACCUGUUACCGGCCACACCACCCUGCACCUGUCCCAAGACGGCACAGGGCGUCCCCACAGGGCGGCAAUGAUGCCACAUUGAACAAUGGUGGUCACAAGCCACCCACCUUCCCAGGACGCUUGAGGACAGGCCCGAGGCCUCAGGAUACAGACAGCAUUUGGGAUCAAGGCAUAUGCACACUUCGGAUCCCCAAGCCUCACACGUGACCUGUCGUCACAGGACUGAGCCAUGAGGAGGGGACGAGACUUUGGGUCAUGACUGUGAGGGGUGCGAAAGCCUGCGCUGGCCAGAGAGGGUGUGGUGGGACACUAAACAUGGGACACCCAGCUGGGACACAGUGAAACUCGCCCCCCAGUGCUAGAGAGAAGUGACCUACACAACACCCACAGCGUGGAAACACAUGUCCCCGUCCUUGCUCUGGCAAAUACCAGCUCCAGUGCUGCUGUCCAUGGACUGUCCCCAACUUUCGAUGAGGGCAUAUUUAUUAAUUUGUUCUCCUCCGAUCUAUUUAUUGAGUGCUUUUUAUGUGGGCUAGGAUAGUAGGUAAAGAAGAGGAGCAUAGAUUUCUGUCUUCAGGGAGUUCUCAGCCUAUUCUCAUUCAGGGCUGCCCGGUACGGUUGUACUGGCUGUGCACUGCAACGGAGUGCCUGGCAAAAAAAAGACCAAGUGGGGCUGGAAUUUCCUACUCUAAUUGGCUAAGCUGCUUUCCCCCAGAAGGGGACUUUCAGUGGUGAUAUGGUUUUGUUGGUAACCUGCCCAGGGACAAGCCACUGAGCCCUUCCCCUCCCCUCAUCUCUGACACUGACCUCUGUUAACCGCCUCUCUGUCCAUAAGCAUCUCCGCUCGUGCUCACAGUGACACGGUGGCGUGCCUAAACAUGAACGCCCACAGAGUCCCAUGGAACUAUGCCCAACCCUGUGUCCCUGCCUGCUCCUACCUGGUUCCAUCCCACUGGGACCCUGUAAGAACCGAGCGCCCCAGGAGCUCCAAAUUCCUGCCUGAGAUGAGGACCCUGGAGGCCGUGGGGUGGAGAGGCCUGGGAGGAUCCCCUCCCAGUUCCGGAAGCCUCUUGUGCUAAUAAAGCUUUUUCUUGUG
Messenger RNA from Suricata suricatta (meerkat), 2749 nucleotides. RefSeq names its product intercellular adhesion molecule 1 (gene ICAM1). NCBI's taxonomy places the organism in Eukaryota, Metazoa, Chordata, Mammalia, Carnivora, Herpestidae. Gene Ontology annotation, biological process: cell-cell adhesion. Gene Ontology annotation, cellular component: membrane. Gene Ontology annotation, molecular function: integrin binding. Bases 61 to 1653 code for a protein of 530 amino acids. The record is from RefSeq and is a predicted model, not a curated record. The transcript has 7 exons.